Messenger RNA from Drosophila elegans, 766 nucleotides. RefSeq lists its product as uncharacterized. The transcript has a single exon. The record is from RefSeq and is a predicted model, not a curated record. NCBI's taxonomy places the organism in Eukaryota, Metazoa, Arthropoda, Insecta, Diptera, Drosophilidae. The coding region runs from base 8 to 640 and encodes 210 amino acids.
UGCGGAGAUGCAAACCACAACGCGACGACUUGGCCUUCUCGGUCUGCUGGUGGUGCUGGGUGGCAUUGUGGCCCAGGGCAAGCCACAUGGCUGGAGCAGUGGCGGAGGUGGCUGGUCCUCUGGUGGCGGCAGCAAGGUCAUCAUCAGUGCCUGGCCUUCCAGUGGCGGCGGAGGAGGUUGGUCCUCGGGCGGAUCAGGAUCAGGUGGCUGGAAGAGCGGCGGCGGUAGUGGCGGCUGGUCAUCCGGUGGCUCUGGAGGCGGCGGCUGGAAGAGCGGCGGUGGUUCCAGUGGUUGGUCCUCCGGCGGCGGAUCCUCUGGCUGGCCCAGUUCCGGCGGCUCCUCCGGCUGGAAGUCCGGCGGCAGUUCAGGAUUAUCCAGUGCCCUGUCCAGUCUCUCCGGCUGGAAAUCGCAGGCUUUGAGUAGCCUGAGCAGCGGUUGGAAGAGUGGUGGAGGCGGUGGCUGGUCAUCUGGAGGAUCGGGAGGCGGCUGGUCAUCUGGUGGUUCUAGAGGCGGCGGCGGUUGGUCCUCCGGCGGAGGAUCCUCCGGCUGGCCCAGCAAGAUCAGCAGUGGCUGGUCCUCCGGCGGUGGUGGUGGCAACGGCGGAUGGUCCUCCGGCGGAAGCGGCGGCUGGAGCUGGUAAACGAAUCCCGGACAAGAGACCACACAGAACCGAGGCUAGCCGGCGACAUUAAGGCGAUUAAACUGCUCAGCUUGUACAUAACAUUUUCUCUGCCCUUAUCUUUAUCCAACUUUUUUUUUUGUGUAU